Messenger RNA from Orcinus orca (killer whale), 3717 nucleotides. It is a transcript of the gene STAT2, whose product is annotated as signal transducer and activator of transcription 2. The transcript has 24 exons. The record is from RefSeq and is a predicted model, not a curated record. Lineage: Eukaryota; Metazoa; Chordata; Mammalia; Artiodactyla; Delphinidae. Gene Ontology annotation, molecular function: DNA-binding transcription factor activity, RNA polymerase II-specific; RNA polymerase II cis-regulatory region sequence-specific DNA binding. Gene Ontology annotation, biological process: regulation of transcription by RNA polymerase II; cell surface receptor signaling pathway via JAK-STAT; defense response. The coding region runs from base 154 to 2832 and encodes 892 amino acids.
AGCCUGUGGCAAGGGGGUGGGUUCGAGAGGCGGGCCGAAGCCGAGGGCGGCGCGGGAGGCCCUGGUGCCAGAGCUCUCUCUGGGAACCGGAAGCCUGGACCACAGCUACUGGAGGGAGCGGGGGCUGAGACUCUAACCAGGCUCAGACCCCAAAUGGCGCAGUGGGAGAUGCUGCAGAAUCUUGACAGCCCAUUUCAGGAUCAGCUGCACCAGCUCUAUUCAAAUAGCCUCCUGCCGGUGGACAUUCGACAGAACUUGUCUGUCUGGAUUGAAGAUCAGAACUGGCAGGAAGCUGCACUGGGCAAUGAUGAGGCCAAGGCUAAUAUGCUGUUCUUCCACUUCUUGGACCAACUGAACUAUGAGUGUAGCCGCUGCAGCCAGGACCCUGAGUGUUUGUUGCUACAGCACAACUUGCGAAAAUUCUAUCGGGACAUUCAGGCCUUUCCCCAGGGUGCUACCCAAUUGGCUGAGAUGAUCUUUAAUCUCCUUCUGGAAGAAAAAAGAAUUCUGACCCAGGCUCAGAGGGCUCAAUUGGAGCAAGGAGAAGAACCAGCCCUUGCAGCACCUGGGGAGAGCCAGCAGCAUGAGAUUGAAUCCCGGAUCCUGGAAUUAAAGGCUAUGAUGGAGAAGCUGGUGAAAUCCAUCAGCCAACUGAAAGACCAGCAGGAUGUCUUCUACUUCCGAUAUAAGAUCCAGACCUCAGCAAGGACACCCUCUUUGGACCCCCAUCAGACCAGACAGCAGGACAUUCUGCAGGAAACGCUCAAUGAACUGGACAGAAGGAGAAAGGAGGUGCUAGAUGCCUCCAAAGCACUGCUAGGCCGAUUAACUACCCUAAUUGAGCUACUGCUGCCCAAGUUGGAGGAGUGGAAAGUUCAGCAGCAGAAAGCCUGCAUUGGAGGUCCCCCGGAUGGAGGGUUGGAGCAGUUGGAGAAGUGGUUCACAGCUGGAGCAAAGCUGUUGUUUCAUCUGCGGCAGCUGCUGAAGGAGCUGAAGGGAUUGAGUCACAUGGUCACCUAUCAGGGGGACCCUCUGAUCGAAGGGGUGGAUCUGCGGAAGGCCCAGGUCACAGAGCUGCUACUUCGCCUGCUCCACAGAGCCUUUGUAGUAGAAACCCAGCCCUGCAUGCCCCAAACUCCCCAUCGACCCCUCAUCCUCAAGACUGGGAGCAAGUUCACCGUCCGAACAAGGCUGCUGGUGAGACUCCAGGAAGGCAAUGAGUCACUGACUGCAGAAGUCUCCAUUGACAGAAAUCCUCCUGAAUCACAAGGCUUCCGGAAGUUCAACAUUCUGACCUCAAACCAGAAAACUUUGACUCCUGAGAAAGGGCAGAGUCAGGGCUUAAUUUGGGACUUCGGCUACCUGACACUGAUGGAGCAGCGUUCAGGUAGUUCAGGAAAGGGCAGCAAUAAGGGGCUGCUAGCCGUGACAGAGGAACUGCACAUUAUCAGCUUCACAGUCAGAUACACCUACCAGGGUCUGAAGCAGGAACUGAAAACAGACACCCUUCCUGUGGUGAUUAUUUCUAACAUGAACCAACUCUCAGUCGCCUGGGCCUCGGUUCUCUGGUUCAAUCUGCUCAGCUCAGACCCCCAGAAUCAGCAGUUCUUCUCCAGCCCCGCCAAGGCCCCCUGGGACUUGCUGGGCCCUGCUCUCAGUUGGCAGUUCUCCUCCUACGUUGGCCGAGGCCUCAACUCAGACCAGCUUGGCAUGCUGCGGGACAAGCUGUUUGGGCAGAACUCCAAGACUGAGGGUGACUUGUUGUCCUGGGUCAAUUUCAUUAAGCGAGAGAGCCCCCCUGGCAAGCUACCAUUCUGGACAUGGCUAGACAAAAUUCUGGACCUGGUACAUGACCACCUGAAGGAUCUCUGGAACGAUGGACACAUCAUGGGCUUUGUAAGCCGGAGCCAGGAGCGCCGGCUGCUGAAGAAGACCAUCUCUGGCACCUUUCUGCUGCGCUUCAGUGAAACAUUGGAAGGGGGCAUUACCUGCUCCUGGGUGGAACACCAAGAUGAUGAUAAGGUGCUCAUCUACUCUGUGCAGCCCUUCACCAAGGAGGUGCUGCAGUCACUCCCGCUGGCCAAAAUCAUCAGCCAGUACCAGCUGCUCACUGAGGAGAACAUACCUGAGAACCCACUGUGCUUCCUCUACCCACGAAUCCCCCGGGAUGAGGCUUUUGGGCGCUACUCCCAGGAGAAAGUUAAUCUCCAGGAACGGAAGAAAUACCUGAAACAUAAGCUCAUUGUGGUCUCUAACAGACAGGUGGAUGAGCUGCAACAACUGCCGGAGCUUAAGCUGGAGCCAGAACUGGAGUCAUUCGAGCUGGAUCUGGGGCUGACACCAGGGCCAGAGCCAGGGCCGGGCCUGGACUUAGAGCCACUGCUGGAGGCAGGGCUGGAUUUGGGGCCAGCACUGGAGCCCACUCUGGAGCCCGUGCUGGAGCCCACUCUGGAGCCCGUGCUGGAGUCCACUCUGGAGCCUGUGCUGGAGUCCACUCUGGAGCCCACACUGGAGUCCACUCUGGAGCCCGUGCUGGAGCCCACACUAGGCGAGGUGUCACAGAGAGUCCCAGUGCCAGACCUGGGACCAGGACUGAAGCUGGAGCCUAUUCCAGAGCCUAUUUCACAGCCACUGCCAGAGCCGGAUUUGCCCCAUGAUCUGAGGCACUUGAACACUGAGGACAUGGAAAUCUUCAGAAACAGCAUGAAGAUUGAAGAAAUCAUGCCAAAUGGUGACCCACUGUUGGCUGGCCAGAACACCGUGGAUGAAGCUUACGUCUUCCCUCGCAGCCAUUUCUACACAGAUGGGCCCUUGAUUCCUUCUGACUACUAGAAACUACAUUUUCUCUGUUCUUUCCAUAUAUUUUGCCCCUCCUACCUCUCACAUCAUGAUGUUGCUCUCCAAGGAUGGGAAAUCAGGCAUGUGCUCCUUCUAAACUGGGUUAACCGUGGGAUUUGGAGUGAGAGGUAGAAGCAUAAUACGGGUAAGGAACAGUCACCAAUGAAUCAGAACAGAUGUUACCCAUAGCUCCAGCUAGGAGCCUGGAGGCUGCCUGCUGUGCUGGGAGGUAUAGGAAUUUGAGAGCAGGCCAGAACAGUUAGGAGGUACUUGGAGGGCUCAGGGCAGUGGCUUCUUUCCAAUAUGGAAGGCUUUCAACAUUUUAGUAGCUGAUAAGACUAACCUAGUGCCUACUUCAUCUUCCUGGAGUGCCCUUUCUGCUCAAAACAGCUCUGACUUCUGAUCCUGCAGUGAUUCAGAACUCCUGUCUUUGGCCAAAUACACUCUUGGCCAGGAAAGCAGGGAAGGAAGCCCUGGGUCAGGGAGCAAGAGAGGGCCACACUUAGGACCCCCACUUCCUAAUCACAGUCCCUUGUAAUCUCAUUCAGCUUGCUUAGCCAUGUAGGGAUUAAGGCCAAAAAGAUCACGGUUACUCUAUAUACCAAGGGGUCAUGAGGAAAGAUCCCUCUCCACCAUAGCCCUGCAGAGUAGAAGGAUGCAUUUUGUAGUCCUUUGGCCCUGUUUUUCCGUUCUGUUUCUUUUUACUAACAAGCCUAGAAAUUAGACUUAGAUAUCCACAUAAAUAAGUCUUUAUUGAAAAAAGUGCAUAAUUCAGUAUAAAUAUAAUAAAUAAUCCUCCUCCCCAAACUGCUGCCAUGACGAUAAAUAAUCCCAAAAUUUCCCUUCCCAUGUAAUAAAUAUUCAACCUGUUCUAGGUCA